AUGUCCUCCAGGGAUAAAUGGGUUCGGCGAUUUUCAGUGGAUGAAACUGCUAAACAUAAAAAUGGUUUUACUAUUUACAAAAUCACAUCUGUUCUUUUUCCUAUUGACUCACCUGAGGCAGUAACAGUUGUUUCAGUAUGGAAGAGAUAUAGUGAUAUUCAACAUUUACACAAGAGCAUGAAAACCUUACAUUCUGGCUUAUAUCUCCGAGGCACAUUCCCUCCACUCGCUAAGAGCAGCUACUUCAAACGCUUUCAACAGGAAGUUAUAGAAGAAAGAGCUAAAUCAAUAAAGAAUUUACUAGAAUUUGUGGCAGAACACAAACUACUAUUUACCAGCACAGAAUUUGUCAAUUUCCUCCAGUCUGGCUACCCGGAUCCUGAACCCAAGGGUGUUAUAAAUGCUAUUAGGUCUUCACUGCAGUUACCCAUUGAAGAAACACCUCCCUUGGAGUAUCCAAUGUCUGAUGAUGAUUCUAGAAGCCCAGAGACACAAAACAUCAUAUCACAUGUGAAUCCAAGUCCAGCGCACUCAAACAUACCAACAGAUAUCUCACAAAUACCAAUAUAUGAGCCUGCUGAUGUAGAACUCCGUGAAUCUAGUCAUAGAAUCGAUUCGACAUCCAACAGUUUUGAGUCUUUGAGUUCCCUAGACAGUAUUGACAGUGCUCUAUUUGAAGAGUUGUGCAAGGUUACAGUUAAGUCGAAACCGUUUGUGAAGAAAGUGUUGCCCGAUUUGAUUAACUUUGAUGCGCCGUCUACUUCCUUCGACGAUUAUCACACUAUGAGUCGAGACCAAUCGAGUUUCGAUAAAAUAUCUAUUAAUUCGUCAUCGAUUUCUGCGGAUAUUGUUGAUGGAUGUCGCAAUUUGGAUACAUCUACUGAUAUAAGUAGCAAACUUUUAUCAUAUAAGGAAUCUUCAAUUAGGAAUUUUGAUACGUCAUCGUUAAGAUCGACUACCAGCGAUGCGACACGCCGAAGUUCCUCAUUUAGUGUUCUGUCUCUGUCUAAUGUUGAAUGCAAGACAAAAACGGAGGAUAGUUAUGUUUUCGAAGCUGGUUAUCUGCUGAAUUUGGCCACUCGUUGUGAGGACGUAGGGGACUUCCAAAGAGCCUUUGAGUGCUAUAAAUCUGGAAUUGAGAAAAUGCUCAUUGGAGUGCAAACCGAUUCCAACCCCGAACGACGAGCGCUAGUAAAGGACAAAACCAACAAGUACUUGUCUUACGCUGAGGAAAUAUACAAGAAUCACCUCAGCGGUACUGAGCAGAGGCUGUUGCCGGAGACAGAGGCAGCUACACCCAAAUCUGUUCACAGUGGGAUUCCGUUAUCGAUGCUUCGACGUCCUUACGAAGAACUAGGCAUGUACCGCGUGCUUGCUGUACUAGGAAAUACUAUUAUGCUUGUCAUGCACAAGACCGAGCAGACUUGCUAUGCUAUGAAGGUCAUCCAGAAAGUGCCCCACAACCUCACCGAGUUCGACAACUACUUCCAAAGAACCAACGACACGAGAGAGCCAAUUCUACCCACACUCAUACCGUACAUGGUCCCGCUCCACUCAUACAUUGACACAUCCAACCUGAUCUUCCUCAUUCUCUCGUAUGCACCCGGCCAAAAGCUAUUCGAUUAUAUCAAGAGCUACGCCAAAUCGAUUCCUAACACUCCCCGACGCGUUAACCUUGAAAAUGUAUUUCCUAAAGAAGUCGAUUCUCUGAAUAACAAAGAAUCGAUACAAUCGAUUAAUAAUAAUCGCAACGAGGAAUUCUCUGUGUCGGAACUAGUCGUGAAUUCGCAGAAGCUUCUGCAGGACGUAGACAGGGCGUUGACUGAGAAUGAUAGUGACGUGCGGAACGAUAAUAGUGAUGUGCCCAGCCCGAGUGUUAAGGUCGUAAAUAUACCUAAAGACGUCCUACCGCCGUCUACGAUAUGCAAGUGGGGUGCCGAGAUACUCACCGCUUUGGAGAGUUUGCACAACGCAGGAGUCAUUUGUAGAGACCUGCAUCCAUCGAACAUUCUCAUCUCAGAGGGAGGUCAAAUCGUCCUCACGUACUUUAUCCACCACUCCGGGCUGGACAUGGCGUUGUCCAAGCUGCGUCGGUCUCCGUGGAGUAUCUACAUAGCCCCGGAGCUGUACACGCGAGUCUAUUUGGAAGAAGCGGAUAAUUUGGAAAACGUUUGCGAUUUUUGGAGUUUUGGAGCGAUUAUGUAUGAGCUGAUUUGUGGAGUUCCCUUGUCCCACUACCACCGAUCACCGUUCACCAGCCACACGAUUCUUCAGGUGCCGGAGGAUGUCAGUGUGGAAGCCGAAUCUCUCCUCACUCAAUUGCUGACGUACGAACCCUCUGAACGGCUGGGCGGCGGCAAGGACGGCAUCAACGAGAUCAAAGAACAUCCCUACUUCAAGCACAUCGAUUGGCAACACGUGUACAACACUUGGAUUGUCCCGGAUUGA
Molecule: messenger RNA, 2448 nt
Organism: Leptosia nina
Lineage: Eukaryota; Metazoa; Arthropoda; Insecta; Lepidoptera; Pieridae
Source: the annotation of a GenBank genome assembly